GGCAUCUUGUCACCAUGGCGUCUAUGGUGGCAUUCCUGGCUGUGGCGGUGGCGAUCCUGGCCGCCUCGCUUCUUCUCCUCUCCAGGCGGCGAACCCAUCUCCCUCCGGGGCCAAGGGGCUUCCCACUCCUCGGCAAUCUCCUCCAGAUGCGAUCGGUGCUGGGGAGCCCCAUGAAUCUCCAAAAUCUGGCCCGGCAGCACGGCGCGAUCAUGACACUUCGCGUUGGAUCGGUGCCCCUGGUGGUAAUCUCGAGCUCGCAGCUCGCGCACGAGGCCCUGAUCGAGAAGGGCUCCAUUUUCUCGUCGCGGCCAUCCUUGUCCGAGCGGCAGGUCCGGCUGAGCAACUACCGCCGCAGUAUCAACGCGGCGCCCUAUGGUCAUCACUGGCGUACCGUGCGGCGCAACAUGGUAAGCCACGUCUUGAGCCCACACCGCGUCCACGCCUUUGAGCCCGCCAGGCAGCGCGUUAUCAGUGAGCUCGUGGAGAAGCUUCGCCAGACGUCACAACGGGCGGACAGCCCGGACGGCCCAUCGUACCGCACGGUAGACAAGGAGUACAGCGCGGAUAGUCCGGUGUACCGCGCGGUAGAUAAGGAGUGCCGCGCGGACAGCAGCGCGGUACCGGUUCUUGCAACGCUCAGGUUCACCGUCUUCUCGCUUCUUUCCUACAUGUGCUUUGGGCAGUGGCUGGACAAGGAUGCCGUGAAUGGUGUGGAACGAAUGCUGCGGCACUUGAUCACCAGUGCUGGACGCGGUGGGAGGAUGAGCGACUUUGUCCCGCUUCUCAAGAUUGUCCAGCGAUCGCCGAGGGAUUUGAAGCUGGAGGAACUCGUCGGAGAGAGGAGGGAGCUCCUGCUGCCUCUGAUCCAAAGGGCCAAGCUCCUGGCAGCCGAGGACAAGCUCGAUCAAAACUCCUACCUGAGCUCGCUGUUCUCGCUCCAGCGGCAAGAGGAUCAUCAGCUCAAGCUCACGGACGAGGACUUGAUCGUGCUGUGCUCCGAGUUUCUCAACGCCGGAGCCGACACCACCGCCAACACUCUCGAGUGGUCGCUCGCCAACGUGAUCAAGCACCCGGCCGUCCAGAAGAAGCUCCUGGAGGAGAUCCAUUCCAGCGUUGGAGAUAAGCCAGUGACCGAGAAAGACAUCGACAAGCUCGUCUACCUCAAGGCCGUCGUCAAGGAAACUCUACGCAAGCAUCCACCGGGCUACACCACUCUUCCUCACGCAGUGACCGAGCCUUGCAAGCUCGGAGGCUACGAUAUCCCGGUCCAUGCAACGCUGCUCUUCAACAUCUACGCCAUCAACAACGAUCCGGAGCUGUGGACGAAUCCUGACGAGUACAAGCCCGAGAGGUUUCUCGAGGGGCCGGGUGCCAGUGCCGACUUCACGGCCUCGUCCGGGGCGCUAAACUUGAUCCCGUUUGGAGCCGGGCGGAGGAUCUGUCCCGGGCUCGGCCUAGCGACUCUCCACGUCCAUCUCGUCCUUGCUCGUCUCGUGCAAGAGUUCGAGUGGAACACAGUGCCCGGCGAGACAGCAGUGGAUCUAACUCCCAUACAAGAGUUUACUGUGGUGAUGAAACAACCACUGAGAGCAACUCUCAAAGCUAGAAGACUGUGAAGAAACAUGUAUAUAGUAAGUGCUUCCUAUGUUUUAUAGUAUGUAGGUUUUAAAUUUCAGAUCAUACUUCAAGGUUUCUCAUU
This is a messenger RNA of Selaginella moellendorffii, 1699 nucleotides long. Its product is annotated as cytochrome P450 77A1. The transcript has a single exon. Gene Ontology annotation, molecular function: iron ion binding; oxidoreductase activity, acting on paired donors, with incorporation or reduction of molecular oxygen, NAD(P)H as one donor, and incorporation of one atom of oxygen; heme binding. The record is from RefSeq and is a predicted model, not a curated record. Gene Ontology annotation, cellular component: membrane. The coding region runs from base 15 to 1616 and encodes 533 amino acids. Lineage: Eukaryota; Viridiplantae; Streptophyta; Lycopodiopsida; Selaginellales; Selaginellaceae.